Messenger RNA from Tricharina praecox, 600 nucleotides. RefSeq lists its product as uncharacterized. The record is from RefSeq and is a predicted model, not a curated record. The annotation marks the transcript as partial. The transcript is spliced from 3 exons. Lineage: Eukaryota; Fungi; Ascomycota; Pezizomycetes; Pezizales; Pyronemataceae.
GUGGCCGCGGUGACCGCCCAAUCCUCGACACCCUACACAGACUGGGCCACGGGGAUUGCCUUCCAGUCCUACCAGUCCGCUCGGGACGGCUUUGCCUUCGGCAUUGCGGUUCCCGAGUCUCCCACCGAUGAGUUUAUCGGCCAGCUGGUUUCGCCAAUCACGGGCUGGGCCGGUGUCAGCUUCGGCGGAGGAAUGCUGGACAACCUCCUCCUAACCGCCUGGUCCAACAACGGCGAGAUCGUCCGGGCCUUCCGCAUGGCCGAGUCAUACGCCCUCCCAACCGCCUACACGUCCACCACCCCGGAGCUCACGGCACUGACCUGCGGCACCUCGGUGAACGAAACACACUUCACCCUGACAUUCACAUGCAAGAACUGCCAGACGUGGACGACAUCUUCGAACACGACGGGGGGCUUCGAUCUCACGGGCGAGACCGCCGUGAUGGGGUGGGCGUAUGGGGCCGACGCACCGACGGACCCCGCAGAUCCCGAGAGUGAUAUCACGCAGCACACUUCUUUCGGGCAAUUUGGAAUGCUGCUUUCCAGCGCGAGGAGUGCGGAUUAUGACUCGUGGAAGGAGUGCGCUGCGGAUGGAGACGCA